Messenger RNA from Pochonia chlamydosporia 170, 1818 nucleotides. RefSeq lists its product as hypothetical. Lineage: Eukaryota; Fungi; Ascomycota; Sordariomycetes; Hypocreales; Clavicipitaceae. The record is from RefSeq and is a predicted model, not a curated record. The transcript has 2 exons. Bases 1 to 1818 code for a protein of 605 amino acids.
AUGAGAGAAUCCGAAGGCUGGCAGAGUCAAAACAUCAGCGAGGUUGCAAGACUUCGGAACGAGAACGCAGAGCUACAGAGCAGACUGGAUCGUUCCCUCGCGAGUUUAAUGAAGCUCCAGGGAGGUGCUGAGCAUAUCACAGGUGGAGACAUUAAGAAGCGAUUCGAGAAACUCUACAGCGCCAUCCAGGAUUGGGUCGCGGAAAUAGAACUGGACCUUCUGCGACACUCUCGGAACUUCCGAGAUGCGUUCCACGAGAUAGUUUUGUCUGAAAAUCACCACAAAUUGCUCUUGGAUCUAGGUAUUAGAGAAAGAGACAAGGCUAAAUCCGUACAUUCAACGUGGGACCGCAACAGCAGAGAUUUUGCGAAGAUCAAUUGGCUGGGUCAGCUUGACACAAGCAUCAAUGUUGUUCUCUCUCGCCUGAUCUGGUGUCGCUUAUACAGUGAUAUAUUUAAGGUUAACUACCCUCUUGGACUGCACAAUUCUGUUACGAAGGGCUUAGACUAUGUGAUAGAGGCCAUAGAAGGCGACAGUGAUGGAAAACCGACCCAAGAAUCCAUCCUCCGAGCGAAUAAGUGGAGAUCCGAAGCAAUGGUAGCGCUAGUAUCAACCAAGAUGGUCAAAGCAGACAAGGCGUCACAAAUGCAAAACGUUCGGAGAAGGUUGCUGGAGGAACUUUCACAGAAGCCAAUUUCUCUCGACUCUGAAAUCCUUGAGAGACACUUUCCAGCUCUGGAGGCUAGCGUGCUCGUCCCGGCUGCUGAGCUCCAACAAUUUAUCGCCUGCUCGCCAAUCGAAUACGACAUCACAGAAUCUGAUGACUUUCGGCUCCAGAUUAGCACAGAAGAAGGCCGACUUCAAGGCUGUGCUCUCAAGGAUAUUGUCAAAUGGAGAGACACAGACCCUUCGCAGGCGUUUAGCGGCGUCUUCUGUAGCCUAUUCCCCGGCAUAGAUCAGGUGGGUAUGGAAGAAAAAGACUACCUGCCGCUGGUCAAGCCAAUCCUCCUCGUCUUUGACACGGAAGCAAGCCACCAGAUUCACGAACUCGCCCAAACCCAGGAUUUAAAGCAAUCUAAGACCCAGAGGAGUCCAACCAGAGGUGAUAAAAGCCUGCAGCCAACCUCUCCAGCGAUUUCUUCUCGAAUUUCAACGACCAAGCAUUUGCAAAAUCCGCAGCACGCCUCUCAGCCUGGGAAGCGUGAAGACACACGCUCAGACGCCAGCAGUUCCGGUAGCCGUUGGAACAAGUUUGCCUCCAAUUUUAAACCUAAUAAGAUGUCUGAGGAGAGUCCGAAUCAAAAUAGAAGAAGUCAAUUUAAUCACCACGGAUCCGGGGACAAGAGUUCUAAGAAACUCCCGCCUAGAGAGCAAAACGAGAAAGCAAAACGACUCAGGCGCACCAAAACAGCGCCAGCUACUACCAACCCGACUCAUAAGUCGGGUUCAAGCUCCCCGACAUCCUUUACAAGCCCUAGCAUAUCAAGGGAGCCUUCUGCCCACCCGCAAUCACAGAAGAUUCCAGCACAGAGCUGCAAAAAUGCAGUAGGUGUUGAUGUUCCGCCUAUAGACACUUCGGUGAGUAGGUCUAGUAUAGGGCACCGGGCACAUUUUACGCGGAGCCAUAGCGAAGAUGCGUGCGCGGAUGAUUUAAUGGAAGUACAAUCGAGAUUACAAAUGAAAGGCGACAACCGAGAAGAGUUUAUCACAGUGGAACCGGAUGGGGCUCCGAUCCAACAUUUUGGUGUGGCCAUGUCAAAUGUAGUCAGGACUAGCGGCAUGGAUCCAAAUGUAUUAGAACAGUUCAGGCUCGAGUAG